Messenger RNA from Leptomonas pyrrhocoris, 2508 nucleotides. RefSeq lists its product as hypothetical. The transcript has a single exon. The coding region runs from base 28 to 2508 and encodes 826 amino acids. The record is from RefSeq and is a predicted model, not a curated record. NCBI's taxonomy places the organism in Eukaryota, Euglenozoa, Kinetoplastea, Trypanosomatida, Trypanosomatidae.
GAGCGAAGGAUAGCGUAUUUCUGGGAAAUGCUCUUUUUCUGGAACAACGGCUUUCUGCGUCCGCUGAUCUCGUUGGGUGUGUGGCUGUUCGGCAACAACGAAAAUGAAGUGCUGACGCUGGACAACGACGGCGAACGCUACGUGGACGCCUACGGAAGCGAGGGCAGCCCGUUUGCGCGUCUCGUGCCGGACCUCCACGGAGGCGAUCGCACGGCGGGACUCGAGAACGAUGUCGUGCGGCGUGUUGUCCGGCGACAACAACAGGCCCACGCCCAUCGCAUGUUGAGCAGCUCCACAGCAAGGCUUCGCGAUGACACGGGUGCGUGUAUGGAAAGCGAGUCGGAGGUGGCAGAGGAGGAAGACAUUGGCAAUCUCCCGACGUACCUCUGCACCACCACCUUGCAGUCCAUAUUGGAAUACCGGCUCGAGUUCGCACCGUUGCCGCUGGCGGUCGCCGCUGCCGGCCCGCGUCUUCGUCUGGCCGGCGAGCUGACGUCCAUCUUUUACUUCCCAGGCGCUGCCUGCUGCGUGCGCGCCGCUCCCUCAUUGUCCGCCUCGUCCAUUAAUAAUCCCGCCGCUGCUGCUGCUUCCUCUGGUGUCUACGCCGGGUCUUUUGCACCGCCGACGCGGUGGUCGUCACCGCCGGUGCAGGCGCACGAGUCGCCCCCCGCGAUGCGACGAUGCUCGCGGAUGGGUGGGCGCCUGUUGUGGGGGGAGGCGCGUCUGCCGCACACCCGCAAAGUCCACGGCACCUCGCUGGCAGGUCUCACACGGGCAAUGCGGCGCUCGGCGUGGUGGUACGGCCGGAUCACACCGGCGGGACUUCAUGGAAUGGGCACCGUCUUUAGCCCGGCGACAAGCGACCUCGACGACGACGAGGCGCUGUCUGAAAUCGGGGAGAGCGGUCAGACGAGAGGCGCCGGUGAGGCUUCGAUGCAUGUACCCCACGAUCGGUAUCACGCCUGCCUGCCGCUAUGCGUGGAGGUGGUGGCACCACGAGUAGCGGUGCCAACCGCUGCACCACAAAUACGCGAGGCAUUCAGCGCGCGGGCUGUGUGGACGGCGCGUGUGUGGGGAUGGGUGCGGCACCCCCUUUCCGCAGCACACCAGACCGACAGCUGCGGUGAUAGCAGGAAAAGGACGCUUUUAGCUCCUCUAGAUGCUGAGCUGCAGGUGACGGUGCUCCGCUUUGUGACGCUCAUGGAUCAGCUGUGGUGCGAGCGGCGGUGCGCGCUGACGGAGCUCGCGAUGGAGCGCUUCCCGAUUGCGCUCGCCGAGUGGAUGCUGUCACCGGACCUGCAUCCCAUCUCCGCUGUUCACUGCCCCACAACACUAAAGAAAGCAACGAGCCAAAGCGAUAUGUCGAAGAUGGAAGCGUCACUUUUUUCUGUGUCGCGAGGGCGACGGGCCUUUCGCCACGUCCACACGCUGAAGUGCCGCGGCCGCGUCGGACAGGCGUCCGCAGAGGCGAUGAGUGCCGCCAACGCCGUUGCGCGUGGUACGACGCCGCUGCCGGCUCUCAGCGCGGCCACCGGGGGUAGCGCCAGCGUCCUCUCCCUCUCCUUCACCUCCGUGCAGCCGCACCUCCGCGUGUUGGACCUGUCGAGCUCGGCUGUCGCGUCGCUGAGCGGCGUGGAGGCGUUUCCGCUGCUCGAGAAGGUCACGCUGACGGGCUGUGCGCAGCUGAGCAGUCUGUCCCCCCUCGGCCUGGCCCCCGCAUUGCGUGAGAUUGUGGCAUCGCAGAGCGGCAUCUACGACGUAGACGGGCUGGCGCGCAGCUCCACCCUUGUUUCGCUCAGCCUCUACGGCUGUCUGAACCUGACCGACGUGAGUGCCUGUGGCCGCAUCCCGACCCUGCGGGACCUCUUCAUCUCCGAGAGCACCGUGGAGGUGGUGGAGGGGCUGCAGGAGAGCCGCAGUCUGGUGCGGCUGGGGAUGCGGUACUGCGAUGUGUCGGUCCUCGCGGCCCUGUCCUCGGUGUCCAGUCUGCGCAUCCUGCACGCCUCCAGCUCCACCUUGACCUCUGUGGCCGCCCUGCAGUACUGCGUGUCGCUGGAAGUGGUCGAGGUGGCCGCGUGCGCGCAGCUCAUUGAUGUGGGUCCGCUGGGGCUGGCGCCGCGACUGCUGGAGCUGGACGCGUCGGGGAGCGGCGUACGGCACGUCGACGGACUGCGCUACUCCGGGUCUCUGGAGAAGCUUCUUCUCGCCCAGUGCACCCAGCUCGAGGACUGCGGUCUGCUUGGGCGUUGUGUGCGUCUUCGACAGCUCAGCCUCACCGGGACUCGCGUACGCAGUCUCGAUGGCCUUGCUGGGGCGCCGGCGUUGAUGUGGCUCGACGUAAGCUUUUGCCGUCAACUCGCCAACUUCGGCGUGUUGCUGCAGCUUCCGCAGCUGCGACAGGUGAUGGUGAGGGGCUGCACGGAGGCCCUGCGACGCCCAGAGGACGCGGAGAGCGUCAUGGCGAGCUUGUGUGCCCGACGCAAGCGGGUAGUAGUGAUCCAGUCGUAG